CGCCACUUUCAGUAGCUCGGUAGCCAAAACAGUAGCCACGUGUGGCCGCACACUAGCUCCAUCUCUCCUCUGGCCGCUGCACCGUAACAGCCAGAGGGGACCUUGGGAUAUGGCUGAAGAUGUCUGUGGAUUCUGAUAACUCCUGUGUUUUGCUGUCAUCGCGAGACUCCAGGACUUCCUGCGCUUUCCAACCCGCUGACGAGAAAGAUGACCUCCCAGGAGUGGGAGAGGAGAGUGUCCUGGAGAUGUUGAGCUACUCCAAGUUCUCCGACCUGGAGACAUGGCUGUGUAUGCCGUCCUCGCUGCUGCUGCCCAGGGUUCUGGACUCCACCCGCCCUUCCUCCUCUUCUUCCUCCGACUGCUCUUCCUCACACGCGUCCAACCGCUCCUCCAAUUCCCCACCCGUCUCCUCCUCCUCCUCCCAAGCCUCUAACUCCCGUCGCUCCACCUGCAGCGAGCCAGGAGACAGGUCAUCGGAGAAGGAAUCCUCCUUUCUCUCUCCUGCACCGGGGAAGGGGACGCCAUUUCUGGCCAAGCCCCUCCUCCCCAUCCUCUCCUCCACCCCCGCUUCCGCAGAGCUGAGCUCGGGGACGCCAGCGGGAGACUCAACCCCCCAGAGCGGGGUCAGCAUCAGGAAAAGGCGGCGGCUCGCCGCCAGUCCUGGAGGACUCCACUGGAACUCUGCAGGUUCAGUGCAGCGCGAAUUCUGGUCACCUGACCUGUCUCCUGGGCCGGGGGGGAGAGUAGCCGCAGCAGCAGGAGGAGGAGGUGGGGGUGCGAGGAGCCUCCCCCUGGUCGAGGUGGGUGGGGCAUCACCGGUGUGCACCAGCGAACGGGCGGCCUUGAGAAAAACGGUUUCGGUUGACGACCGAUUGCUGCAGCCGGCGGGCGCAGAGCAACGACAUCUGAGACUGCUGAGUCGACUGGAGAGAGGCAAGAAGAAGCUCCGAAACAUCCAUAGUCUGGGAACCACGGGAAGAUACGACACCAGGAAAAAGUCCGACAGUAAGAUCUCUCGAUUGGCCCAGAGGUGGAACCAGAGGCCAGCUGGAGAUGCUCUGAUCAAAGACCUGAAGCCCCUGUUUUAUACGGGAACCUCACGAUCCUCACUCAGUCUGGACAGACGCUUCCCGGGUGUUAUGACCCAGCAGAUGCAGAACCUGCACUUGUCCCAGACCCGGAAGUGCCCCGGUGGGCCAGCCUCUCCCAGUGCCGCCAAGCGCCUCUACCGGAACCUGUCGGAGAAGCUGCGAGGAAGCACCUCCUCCUUCGAAGAUGCCUACUUCUUCGGCAAGACGGAUCGGCUCCGCAAGGCCUCGACGAUGCAGGGCAGCGACUGCAUCUUCGAGGCGGUGGAGCAGCAGGACCUGGACACGGUGCAGAUUCUUCUCUACCAGUUCUCGGCCGAGGAGCUGGACCUGAACACCCCCAACAGCCAGGGCCUGACGCCGCUCGACAUCGCCAUCAUGACCAACAACACGCCCAUCGCCAAACUGCUGCUGAAGGCCGGCGGCAAGGAGAGUCCGCACUUUGUGACGGUUGAGAGUCGGGAGGCCCACCUGAGCUCUCUGGUGGUGGAGGCGGAGCGGCGGGCGGCAGACCUGGCGGCUCAGGCUCAGAGAGAUGGCCUCUCUCUGGAGGCCUGCCACAAGGACAAGCAGCUGAGAGCCUGGGAGUGGAGGAGCAAGCUGUACAAACGCAUGAGGACGGGCUUCCAGCACGCACGUGUCCCAGAGACCCCGUCUAUGGUUCGUCUGAGCGUGAGCAGUAGCACCACGCUGACCGUCACCUUUCAGGAGCCGCAGUGUCUCAACUCAACUGUGGUGACCAAAUACAGAGUGGAAUGGAGCUGCCUCGAGGAUUUCUCGCUGCUUGCUGGAGAGAUGCUGUUGGAUAAUCUGCAGACCCUCAAGUGCACCAUCAGCGGCCUCACCACGGGUCGGCUCUACUAUGUUCGAGUGUUGGCUUAUAACAUGAAGGGCUGGGGUCCGCCCGCCUCCUCCCUCCCUCCAUCUGCAGCUGCUUCCAAUUGGAGGGAGAGUGACGGUCGGGAGCCCAGGAGGCGAGGCCACAUCGAGGCCAUGGAGCGUCUGCUGCAGCAGGUCCGAGCAACUCACACGCACUACUGCUGCGGAGAUGCCUCUAAGCUGCAGAACCCGAGCAGGAAGCAGUCGGUCUCCAGAAGUCUCAAACACCUCUUCAACUCCUCCAACAAGUUUGUGAAAACACUGAAAAGGGGGAUUUACCUGGCAACUGUCUUCUACCAUAAGGACAGUUUACUGGUGACAGCAGAGGACCAGAUCCCCAUCGUGGAGGUGGACGACUCCUACAGCAGCUCCCUCAUGCAAGACUUCCUCUGGUUCACCAAGCUGUCCUGUAUGUGGGAGGACGUCCGGUGGCUGAGACAGAGUAUGUCCGUGUCUAUGUCUUCGUCCUCCACCCUGCAGGCCAGGCACAAGAUGCUCACCGCCGCCGGCCAGCUGCAGAACCUCCUGGGAACUCACAACCUGGGCCGGGUCCACUACGAGCCCAUCAAGGAUCGCCAUGGCAACGUGCUGCUGGUGACGAUCCGCGACACGGAGAGCCAGCACUCGCUGUUCAGCGGGAAGUGGAUGCAGGUGACCAAACUGCAGAGCCAGAGGAAGUCCCUGUCCACACCUGAGGAGCCCUACGCUCUCGACAUCCUCAUCAUCACCAUACAGGACAUUCUGGCGUACCAGCGGCGCAGCACUCACCGGCUGGCACCAGGCCUCUACCUGGGCUACCUGAAGCUCAGCAGCUCCGUAGACCAGAUCAAGGUCCUGGUGUCCCAGCGGACCCCGAGCAUGCUCUGUCACGCCCGCAUUCGAGACAACGCCAACGUCUCCAGGGAGGAGUGGGACUGGAUCCAGACGCUGUCGGCCGUAGGAGACAAGGACCACACCAGGGAGGAGAGCGAGGAGGCCGAGCCCAGAGCAGAGAGUCACGCCCCCUUACUGUACUACGAGCUGCAGACGGCGAUCAAGUCCCUGCUGAACCACAUCAACCUACCUCUGCACCAGGCCCGUCACUUCCGUCUCUACAGUCAGGAGGUGGUGGAGCUCGGUCACGGCGUCUCCUUCCUGCUGCUGCUGCCAGCGGCCGAUGACGUUUGCUCCGCCCCCGGACAGUCCAACCCCUACACCCCCCUGUCAGGAUUCCUCCACCUCCCCUUGCAGAUGUUCGAUCUCGUGCACUUCUGCAGCUACAAAGAGAAGUUCAUCAAUCUCUACUGCCGUCUGUCCUCUGUCUUGGACCUGGACGCCCUUAUUACCCAGCAGGCACUGCGUGAGGCCAUCACUGACAGCGAGGUGGCCACAGCCAAACAAAGACAUCAGCUCAUACUGGACUACAUCCAGCAACUGGACGAAAUGCGUCGUGACCUUCGUUGGAUCACAGACGCUCUGCAGUACGCCCGUUACAAACAGCCUCGGGGUGGUGUACCAAUCACCUGCCUGGUGGACACCAACGCUCCGGAGAGCAACUCCAGUCAACAAAAGACCGACUCCACCUCCUCGACCAUGGACUACCUGCCCACGCCUUCACCCUCACCUGAACUCCGCAGAAGGAAAGCCAUCAGCGAGUCUCUGCUCGGCUCAGAUGAAGACGGAUCCUCCGAGGUUUUUCUGCCGACGGACAGCGACUACGACUCCAGCGACGCCCUGAGCCCCCGCGAGCUGGACCUGCUCUACUCUCCGCCCCAGGAUCUAUCCCAGCAGGCCGUGCACUCGUUGGGCGGCAGCGCCCCUGACGUGCUCCAGAUCCACGAGCUCAGGUACAGCGUCUGCCCACCCAAAGACCCCCCCGUCUCCCCGGUGGUGAAGGAUCCCAAAUCUAAAGACGCUCCACUGUCCUCCCCCCUCCUCCCACACUCUCCCUCUCUAUCCAAAGACUUCCCUCUCUCUACCUCCAGUUUGCCUCACUCUCCCUCCCUCUCCAGGACCCUCCCCACCUCUUCGUCCCUCCCCCUGUCCCCCAGAUUCUCCAAAGACCUACCUCUGUCCCUCCCCCUCUCCCCGGCUCUGUCCGACACCACCAAGACUCUGGAGGGCCUCUCCCUGUCCAAGAGCCACCAGGAGGACGACGCUACCACGAGGGCCCUCGCCAACACCCCCGCCAAACGCAAACUGCUCUCCAGGAGUCACAGGGGCCAGUACUUCAGCGGGCCGCAGCGCUGGCUGAAGGGCCACGGCGGGGAGAGUCACUCCGGAUCGUUAUCUGAGGGCGUCUACACCAAGCAGACCGACCCAGACCUGCCCCUCCCCGGGGACCUGCCCUCCCCGCAGGGCACCACCUACGUCAGCCACGCCUCCUGCGUCCUGGAGAGCAGGAAGGUCCGACACCGGGAGCCGCGGCCCCACAUCCGCCGGAUCUUCGUGGAGCCCUGCAAGGAGCUGUCGCCCGGCCUGGAGAGGAGGGGCUUGGAGGAUGAGCGCGGCAGAGAAGCGACGGAGAAGGUGAAGGCUGCAGGUGUGUCGGUGGUCGUGGCACAUGCGGAGUCUGGAGGGGAGGGGCCAGGAGGAGCCGCCGCCCAGGACGUCGACUCAGACGACCAAACCAACGCCCAGGUGUCGGAGAUACUGAGCAGCACACUGUAG
This is a messenger RNA of Xiphias gladius (swordfish), 4616 nucleotides long. RefSeq names its product ankyrin repeat and fibronectin type III domain containing 1 (gene ankfn1a). The coding region runs from base 120 to 4616 and encodes 1498 amino acids. The transcript is spliced from 25 exons. Gene Ontology annotation, molecular function: protein binding. The record is from RefSeq and is a predicted model, not a curated record. NCBI's taxonomy places the organism in Eukaryota, Metazoa, Chordata, Actinopteri, Istiophoriformes, Xiphiidae. Gene Ontology annotation, biological process: establishment of mitotic spindle orientation; regulation of establishment of bipolar cell polarity. Gene Ontology annotation, cellular component: spindle.